Molecule: messenger RNA, 2519 nt
Organism: Dreissena polymorpha
Lineage: Eukaryota; Metazoa; Mollusca; Bivalvia; Myida; Dreissenidae
Exons: 2
Coding region: 156-1577 (473 amino acids)
Molecular function (GO): protein binding
Source: RefSeq, a predicted model, not a curated record
UCCGUUGUAUAUAAGCACACUUAAGACAUUUGGUUUUACGUCUUGGUAUUUAUUAACCACACUUUUAAACGAGCAUAAUUUAAGAUAUUUGCGCAUAGAGACGCGUAUCGUUACGGAUGUGAAAAUACUUCAAAUCAUUUCGGGGAUUGGAAAAUAUGAUUCCGUUGUUUUAUGCGUUCGGCAUGGUCAUUCUGUUGACCCUACGAGCACAGUGUGAACUUAGUUCGGACACAGCAUUCCGCCUGCUGUCUGCAAGAUUAGACGACAUCGUGUUUGAUAUGAAGUGGAAGGAGAAAUCAGUGACAAAACAGAUAGAGGAUCUCUUGGUAACGGUUGCCACGACGAAUCAGCGGCUGGAUUCUGUUGAAAAACGGCUCAGUGAUGUAAGCGCAAAGAGACAAGAUGGCGGACUAAACAAACAGCACGGUGAGGAAUUGGUCUCUAUUGAGAGACGCCUAAAUGAUUUGGCUUCGUGUAGUCAAACCAUGGUCUCCUUCGAGAAGAGGCUAGGUGAUUUGGAAAACAUCGCAACGGUGGAAGUAGGGCGAAGAAUGCAACUGUUGAGACGCGGUUUCGAGCAGGAGAAGACUGCGACGCAGUUACGGUUUGAUUCUUUCUGGACGACGCAAGAACGUCUUCAAUCUGAAAUUGACGUAUUGGAAACCUCUAUUAAAACACAGUUAAAUGAUACGCAUGUUCAAUUAUCUAAGGUGGAACAGAAUGUAGCCAUCGCGCUGCAAAAUUCCAGUACCUUCCUUGCGCGGAUUGAACAUCUGCAAAAUACGCAUGGUAAUCUGAAGUCAAAUAUUGAAGAUAUAAAAUUGACUGUUGAUACGCAGAUCAAUGAUACGCAGGUUCAGUUAUCAAACGUUAAACUACAGAUAGCACACAUAGUGCAUAACACAAGUAAGGGCUCUGUAAAUCUGGAAAAGACGAAUAAAGAUCCUCCGUCUGAGACGGAAGUGGCUAUAAACAAUUCGAACAUGUCGAAAUUUAUUGAAGAAGUAACGACCACGAUGCAGGACACUCGCAAACUCGUAUCACGGAUGGAUGCUGUCGAAAGGACGCAGGGGGGUAUUGAAUCAAAGACUAACGGCAUUGGAAGACUCGUGCAUGAGACACGGGACCAGAUCUCCCAACUUCAACGUAUAACAGGAACUUUUUUCGGAUUUUCUGUCGAACUUGGAUCAGGCAGCACUUAUGGGAAGUCGUCGAUCAUAAAGUUUGAUCUGGUAUACUAUAACGUUGGUUACCACUAUAACCCCAGUACCGGAAUCUUCACUGUUCCAGUCAGUGGCGUUUAUGUCUUCAUGUUUAAUGUUGAAGCAAGUUCAGCAUUGUUCGACGUAACUCGAUUGGCUCAUGUUGCAUUGUUCGUGGAUUGGAAUACGAAAACGGAAGCCGUUGCACAGGGUGUUUAUCCCAAUUUGACGGGUGGGAAUGCCGCUGUGUUAGAUGUUGAAGCCGGUGAUGAAGUGUUCAUAGCCACCCGAAAUACAAUAAACCAGCAUUACAUCGCUGGGUCCCGAACAUCGUUCAGCGGCGCCCUACUACAUGUGCACAACACCGUAAACUAAAUAUAAGCACAAGUCGUAAUGAGUCGUAUAGUACGUGUGGUAACGUGGUACAAACACACAUUGUUUGCAACCGUUGAUUAAGUCACAACAUGCAAAUCAGCCAGAUAUUUUAUACAUUUAUGUCAUUUUCUUCAAGUGUAUGAUUGUAUAUCUAUUCGGAAAGGAAAAUAUGUUGCAACGCAGGUACACACGUUUCAUUGUGCGGACAUAUUAACACACACCAUGUUGUGUGUUUUUGUAGUUUCUUUUAUAUUUUACUGUAGUCGUUUUGUUAUACAUGGCUUUUUAAGAAUGUAUCAAAUUAGUUUAGUUCUUCAGCGCACUAUAUCUUGGCGUAUGUACAUUUAUCAAAGGUAGUCCCUAAAGUGCCUACGAUAAAGGUCUGAUAGAUGCAAUUAUGUCAAACCUUUACGGACAUAAUCAAAUAGGCAGCCGCCAUUCAAUGGAACAAAACACAUAAUUUAAUGAUAAUUAUACACUAUUAUUUGAUAAAAUGAGUCUCGCUCUGGAAACAAAACAAGGCUUAUUGCAUUUGUGUAAAGAAUCGUCCCAGAUUAGACGAUGAUGGCCGUGUAGGCUAAUCAAGGACGACACAUUCCGAUGGUAUUGUAUUUUCGUUUAAAUGAAUUUCCUUCUUAGCAAAAAGCCAUUUUCUGCCUUAGUUGUCGUCCCUGAUUAGCGUAUUAUGCUAAUCUGGGACGACAUUUUGUGCAAAUGCACUAAUCCGUGUUUUUCCAGAACUACGCUCAUAUAUUGAACCCUGAUUUAAGGACUCAACGGACCUGGCUGGAGGACAAAAUUUCAUCUAUCACAUGUUAAUCAUAUACCGAUCACAAAAAGGCAAUCAAAACGAUAUUAUGGUAUUAUUUCUUAUCAAAAUGCCGUGUGAUAAGCUGAUGUAACGUAAACAAUUCCUUUUAGAAUAAAAUGGAGAAGUUUCUA